AAAACUUGCUACCUAAUAACAGAUUUGUUGAAUGAUUAAACUUGAACUGACAAUUUUUUUUAUUAAAUUAGUUAAUCAAUAUCGAAUUUAAAUAAAAUAUAAUAAUUUGAAUUUAAAUAAUAGAAGUGUUCAGAUUGUUGCUGUGCGAGGAAUAACUUGUCGUAAUAUGUCAUUUUUGUAAACAAUCAACAGCAUAACCUAAAUCUUACAAAGUUCACGUUUUAUUCUAUUGUAAAUACUAGUUUAAUAUGGUAACAACGGACCAAAAACUUGGUAAUGGCUGAAGAAAAAGAUUUUAACGAUAUCUUAGACGACAUUGUUCUAGGUGAAGAGAGGGAACACAAGGCAAGUUAUGAACAAGGUUUCAAAGCUGGAAGCGAAGCAGGAAAUCCGGAAGGCUAUCAUUUAGGAUACCAUAGAGGUGCAGAACUAGGACGAGAACUAGGCUACUACUUGGGCAUUAUCACGCAUUAUAAAAAUCUUAAUCAAGAGUCAGAGAAGAAAUAUUCUGAAAAAGUUUUAGCACAACUCACCAAAGUGCAAGACCUCAUUAAUUCAUUCCCGAAAACUAAUUCGGAAGAUCACGAUAUACUGGGCAUGGCUGAGACCAUAAGGGGACAGUAUAAAAAGGCCUGCGCUUUAUUGAACAUAUCUUCAACCAAUCCUUAUGAUGCAGGAGUCUCAUUUUGAGGAUAGUAAUUUAUCAAUGAAUACAAGACUUUUGAAAAUUCACCUCCACAUUGAUUCUCUCACCAAAUACUUGACACCACUCCUGCCAAUAGCCAACUGUCACAUGGUGGAGUUUAUAACUCAGAACCACUGGGACAAUCUUUUACCUGUACCUUUGAGAGAGGUUCUUAAUGGCUUACAGUUCAAUGAGGCACUGAAACAAUUCUGGACUGCAGCUGAAAGCAAAGAAACAAAAGACACUUGUAUCCUAGCCAACUGGAUCCACACAGCCCGUUCCCACUGUGUUUCUGUCAACAAUGACUACUGCUUGUCAGCUGAACAGCUCCGGGAACGCAUCAAGGCGUGGGGUGGGGAGAUUAAACCGGAGAUCAGGGUCAAGGAGUUUAUGACCAGCAAAAAGAGUUAUGAGGUACAAACAAUGUCGGCACUAGUCGCGUCCCUGCAGGCAGCGCGCGGGGCGCAGUGCUGCGUAGAAGCGGGCGGGGGCCGCGGCCAGCUGCCGGUGGCGCUGUGCCUGGCGUACUCCGUGCCCAGUCUCACCAUCGACUGCGACGCUCAAGCCGUCGCCGCCGCACCAAACAGGAUUAAGAUUAUACAGAAACAAUGGCAUGCAAUAGCGAAACGUAUAAAGAACGGAACAGAAGAACGAAUAGACGAGGGUAUCAAUAAGAACCUCCAUAGGUUUGCCACCGCCUACAUCACGGAGCACACUGACAUCGCCGCCAUUGUCAAGGACAAGUUCCCUGAGCUUGCACGCCAAGAUAUCAAGCUGCUUCUUACAGGCCUGCAUACGUGUGGCAACUUAGGCCCGGAUUCCCUCCGUAUCUUCGUGCAGCAGCCCAGCACGGCGGCUGUGUUCAAUGUACCGUGCUGCUACCACCUCCUCACUGAAGCUGUCGAUGGACAGCUUUUUGAUGUCUUCCAAAGAGAUUAUGGCGGAGAGGAUACUAAGCAAGGGUUCCCCAUGUCUGAGUAUUUAAAAGGCUAUAACCUAGGAAGGAACGCGAGAAUGCUAGCCGCCCAGUCUAUAGACCGGGUUGUCAACGACCGACAGCUGCCUUCCAACAGCUUACUGUACAGAGCUUUACUGCAGGAUAUAAUCCAAAAGCAGCUCCCAAACCAUAAGAUAUCAGAAGGCAAACUCAAAAGGAUAACUCCGAAAUGUCAAACAUUCCAACAGUACUUCAAAAUGGCGGACGAAAUUUUAAAUUUGGAACUCUAUGACAAUCUGCCUGCCAGUUUUUUUACAGAUGUAGAAAACAAUAUGGAUUGCCAGUGGAAAAAACUCGUGUUGUUUUAUUUAGUCAGGUUAUGUUUAGCUCAAGUAGUUGAGAGUUUAAUUUUGUUAGAUAGGUUAUUGUUUUUAUUUGAAAAUGGGUUUGAAAAUGUUUAUUUAGUUAAGUUAUUUGAUCCUGUUUUGUCCCCAAGAUGUCAUAGUAUUGUCGCUGUAAGAUAAAAUGUGUUGUUG
Messenger RNA from Spodoptera exigua (beet armyworm), 2158 nucleotides. The record is from the annotation of a GenBank genome assembly. Lineage: Eukaryota; Metazoa; Arthropoda; Insecta; Lepidoptera; Noctuidae.